Messenger RNA from Nezara viridula (southern green stink bug), 693 nucleotides. Lineage: Eukaryota; Metazoa; Arthropoda; Insecta; Hemiptera; Pentatomidae. The record is from the annotation of a GenBank genome assembly.
AUGUUUAUGAUACGACCAGGCUUCACUUCAGAUGCGGAGGAAGUGUACAAGCUUCUGAAGGAGGUUUAUUACCCAGAGGAACCAUUGACCAAAGCUAACGGGCUCCAAGCCGACAUCCCGGGGGUGACGAAAGACAUUCUGUCUCAAGGACAUUCUGUCGUAGCCGUCUCUGAAGGAGGGAGGGUUGUCGGAGUAGCGCUAAACGAAGCGCCGCCGCAGAACUUCCCUUAUAUAUACACCAAGACCAGUGAAGAUAUCAAAUUUCAGGAGCUGUUCACCUACAUAGAGCGAGAAUCUGGGGUCCUCAAGAUAGCUCCGGGCUCCUUGGAGGUUCGAAUGAUCACCGUGGACCCCGAAUGGCGAAAGCUUGGGAUAGCCACCGCCCUCUUGGACGCGACUCGACUGAACGCCAUCGAGAACCGACUCCCCUUCAUCAAGAUCUACUGCACCUCCGCCCACUCCAGCAGCCUCAUAUCCAAGAUGGGCUGGCGGCUCCUGUACUCUCUGUCGUACAGCCGCUACCUCGAGGAACAUCCCUCUGGCAUAGUCGUCCCUCCGGCGCCUCACGACUGCUGCAAGCUGUACAUAGACCAGAUAAAUGGCUAUCAGUCUUCUGAUGGAGAUCUCCCUGUGGAGAGGGUCGUGUCUCCAAAUGAAACUGUAUUGCGCUCUAAAAUGCUUGUACGAAAUUGA